AUGGAUCCAGGAAGCAUCUUCCAGAUCAUCACUAACAGCACUCUGCUGGGUGAGUACACAAAUCUUUCACACUGCUGGUUGUCUAGCAAGAAAUUUAUGGCAACUGUCAUGAGCAUCUGCUCACUGUCCACGGAACCUGACAAAAUGUCACACGAGAUCGACGCCAGACAAGGGCUGCCAACACAAGACGCCAGACAAGGGCUGCCAACACACGACGCCAGACAAGGGCUGCCAACACACGACGCCAGACAAGGGCUGCCAACACACGACGCCAGACAAGGGCUGCCAACACACGACGCCAGACAAGGGCUGCCAACACACGACGCCAGACAAGGGCUGCCAACACACGACGCCAGACAAGGGCUGCCAACACACGACGCCAGACAAGGGCUGCCAACACACGACUCCAGACAAGGGCUGCCAACACACGACGCCAGACAAGGCUGCCAACACACGACGCCAGACAAGGGCUGCCAACACAAGACGCCAGACAAGGGCUGCCAACACACGACGCCAGACAAGGGCUGCCAACACACGACGCCAGACAAGGGCUGCCAACACACGACGCCAGACAAGGGCUGCCAACACACGACGCCAGACAAGGGCUGCCAACACACGACGCCAGACAAGGGCUGCCAACACAAGACGCCAGACAAGGGCUGCCAACACACGACGCCAGACAAGGGCUGCCAACACACGACGCCAGACAAGGGCUGCCAACACACGACGCCAGACAAGGGCUGCCAACACACGACGCCAGACAAGGGCUGCCAACACACGACGCCAGACAAGGGCUGCCAACACAAGACGCCAGACAAGGGCUGCCAACACACGACGCCAGACAAGGGCUGCCAACACACGACGCCAGACAAGGGCUGCCAACACACGACGCCAGACAAGGGCUGCCAACACACGACGCCAGACAAGGGCUGCCAACACAAGACGCCAGACAAGGGCUGCCAACACACGACGCCAGACAAGGGCUGCCAACACACGACGCCAGACAAGGGCUGCCAACACACGACGCCAGACAAGGGCUGCCAACACACGACGCCAGACAAGGGCUGCCAACACACGACGCCAGACAAGGCUGCCAACACAAGACGCCAGACAAGGGCUGCCAACACACGACGCCAGACAAGGGCUGCCAACACACGACGCCAGACAAGGGCUGCCAACACACGACGCCAGACAAGGGCUGCCAACACACGACGCCAGACAAGGGCUGCCAACACCGACGCCAGACAAGGGCUGCCAACACACGACGCCAGACAAGGGCUGCCAACACACGACGCCAGACAAGGGCUGCCAACACACGACGCCAGACAAGGGCUGCCAACACAAGACGCCAGACAAGGGCUGCCAACACACGACGCCAGACAAGGCCUGCCAACACACGACGCCAGACAAGGGCUGCCAACACACGACGCCAGACAAGGGCUGCCAACACACGACGCCAGACAAGGGCUGCCAACACACGACGCCAGACAAGGGCUGCCAACACACGACGCCAGACAAGGGCUGCCAACACACGACGCCAGACAAGGGCUGCCAACACACGACGCCAGACAAGGGCUGCCAACACACGACGCCAGACAAGGGCUGCCAACACACGACGCCAGACAAGGGCUGCCAACACACGACGCCAGACAAGGGCUGCCAACACACGACGCCAGACAAGGGCUGCCAACACACGACGCCAGACAAGGGCUGCCAACACACGACGCCAGACAAGGGCUGCCAACACACGACUCCAGACAAGGGCUGCCAACACACGACGCCAGACAAGGGCUGCCAACACACGACGCCAGACAAGGGCUGCCAACACAAGACGCCAGACAAGGGCUGCCAACACACGACGCCAGACAAGGGCUGCCAACACACGACGCCAGACAAGGGCUGCCAACACACGACGCCAGACAAGGGCUGCCAACACACGACGCCAGACAAGGGCUGCCAACACACGACGCCAGACAAGGGCUGCCAACACAAGACGCCAGACAAGGGCUGCCAACACACGACGCCAGACAAGGGCUGCCAACACACGACGCCAGACAAGGCUGCCAACACACGACGCCAGACAAGGCUGCCAACCACACGACGCCAGACAAGGGCUGCCAACACACGACGCCAGACAAGGGCUGCCAACACAAGACGCCAGACAAGGGCUGCCAACACACGACGCCAGACAAGGGCUGCCAACACACGACGCCAGACAAGGGCUGCCAACACACGACGCCAGACAAGGGCUGCCAACACACGACGCCAGACAAGGGCUGCCAACACACGACGCCAGACAAGGGCUGCCAACACACGACGCCAGACAAGGGCUGCCAACACACGACGCCAGACAAGGGCUGCCAACACACGACGCCAGACAAGGGCUGCCAACACAACGACGCCAGACAAGGGCUGCCAACACACGACGCCAGACAAGGGCUGCCAACACACGACGCCAGACAAGGGCUGCCAACACACGACGCCAGACAAGGGCUGCCAACACACGACGCCAGACAAGGGCUGCCAACACACGACGCCAGACAAGGGCUGCCAACACACGACGCCAGACAAGGGCUGCCAACACACGACGCCAGACAAGGGCUGCCAACACACGACGCCAGACAAGGGCUGCCAACACACGACGCCAGACAAGGGCUGCCAACACACGACGCCAGACAAGGGCUGCCAACACACGACGCCAGACAAGGGCUGCCAACACACGACGCCAGACAAGGGCUGCCAACACACGACGCCAGACAAGGGCUGCCAACACACGACGCCAGACAAGGGCUGCCAACACACGACGCCAGACAAGGGCUGCCAACACACGACGCCAGACAAGGGCUGCCAACACACGACGCCAGACAAGGGCUGCCAACACACGUCGCCAGACAAGGGCUGCCAACACACGCCGACAAGCGCACGACAAGGGCUGCCAACACACGACGCCAGACAAGGGCUGCCAACACACGACGCCAGACAAGGGCUGCCAACACACGACGCCAGACAAGGGCUGCCAACACACGACGCCAGACAAGGGCUGCCAACACACGACGCCAGACAAGGGCUGCCAACACACGACGCCAGACAAGGGCUGCCAACACACGACGCCAGACAAGGGCUGCCAACACAGACGCCAGACAAGGGCUGCCAACACACGACGCCAGACAAGGGCUGCCAACACAAGACGCCAGACAAGGGCUGCCAACACACGACGCCAGACAAGGGCUGCCAACACAUGACGCCAGACAAGGGCUGCCAACACACGACGCCAGACAAGGGCUGCCAACACACGACGCCAGACAAGGGCUGCCAACACACGACGCCAGACAAGGGCUGCCAACACACGACGCCAGACAAGGGCUGCCAACACACGACGCCAGACAAGGGCUGGCAACACACGACGCCAGACAAGGGCUGCCAACACACCGACGCCAGACAAGGGCUGCCAACACACGACGCCAGACAAGGGCUGCCAACACACGACGCCAGACAAGGCUGCCAACACAAAGACGCCAGACAAGGGCUGCCAACACAGACGCCAGACAAGGGCUGCCAACACAGACGCCAGACAAGGGCUGCCAACACACGACGCCAGACAAGGGCUGCCAACACACGACGCCAGACAAGGGCUGCCAACACACGACGCCAGACAAGGGCUGCCAACACACGACGCCAGACAAGGGCUGCCAACACACGACGCCAGACAAGGGCUGCCAACACACGACGCCAGACAAGGGCUGCCAACACACGACGCCAGACAAGGGCUGCCAACACAUGACGCCAGACAAGGACUGGCAGACACAGAAGAGGCAUGGGCCGCGACCUCGCAUUUGUUUCUGCCAGUUCAAAAUAUUACACUCGCGAAAAAGAAUAUUUCUCUUUCUAUCAACGAGGUUGUUGUCUGGGCCAGGAGCUGCGCCGCUGGAGUUCUCUGAGCCUCGCUACUGUGUGACUCUCUCUGAGUCCACCCCCGUGGCUGCUACCCUUCUGACUGUCACUGCUACCCACACGAAAGGUUCGGCAGUGCGGUACAGCAUCACAGGAGGAAACAAAGAUGGACUCUUCACCAUUGAUCAACACUCCGGACUCAUUACUCUGGCGGCUGCCCUGGACUACGAAAUCCACGAUAAGCACGAGCUGGUGGUGGCAGCGGAGGGCAGGGGAGAGACAGUACACACCCUGGUACAGGUCAGAGUUGCUGACGUCAAUGACAACCCUCCCUACUUCCUCAACCCUCAGCCACAGGUCACUGUCGUCGAGGAAGAUGACCGGCACCUCCCAGCAACCAUAGCUAAGGUGGAGGCUACGGACAAGGACUGGCUGGACCACCACGGAUUACUCUACACUGUACGUGGUGACGGUGUUGAUGGUUACCUGCCAGACGAUGCAUUCUUCACUGUCAACUCUCUCACAGGAGACCUCAUCCAACUGAGGGCGCUGGACCGGGAUCCUCCCAGAGGGAAGGAUGUAUGGAAGGUGAGAGUACAAGUGAGGGACGGCCAGGCACUCUGGAGCAAACAAGCCAUAGAUCGUCUUCUCGCAUCCAGCUCAAGCAAGCAAAAAGAUAGCCACACUAACGAAGAAAGCAAACACGAUAAAACUAGAAGAGACGACGUCGAUACAAGAAGAAAAGGCAAUGAAAACAUCUCACAAGAACCUACGCUUCGAGAAACUGAGAGCCACACGGAGAGAGGAAGGAGAAGACAAAGAAAUAGUGAUAACGCACAACACAAGGGAGAUAUGAGGCAAAACAUCGGGUUAAGAAUUGUGUCAGAAGGUAAAAACAGCAGAAACGCUGCUGGUGACACGCAGACAGCAGAGAUGAUGAAACCAGGCCAUGUGCAUCGACAAGGUACGCAGACGAACACUCCUCACAUCCACCCCUAUGGAACCUUAGAGGUCACGAGUAACGCCAGUCUAUCAAAUGAACUCACAAUUGUAAAUAAAGUUCCUGCACACAUGAGCGACGUGAACAGAUCCCCAUCAAGAACAUUAGUAACAAGGAGUGUUGCUGCUACCCAGGAAGACAGUGAUGUCAGUGUUACACAGAGAACUAUGCAUGUAUCUCGUCACAACCAGGUUAUCAAACAUUCAUUGUCUAGAAACAAAAGAAAUAAUAACUUAGUGAUAAAGGGUGUUCAUGCAUUUGGACAGGAAAAAGACGAAGUUAUGCUCAGUGAUUAUAAGAAAGGAAAGAAUUCACCAAAUCCAGGAAUAAAAAGGAGACUAAGAAAAGCAUUUAGCAAAACACAAGCACAUGCAGAACCUUCUGAUCGCAUAUUACUAUCUAACAUCCAAGAAUCGGUUGAUCAACAUACACACAUUACUCUUCAAAGUCACAGAGACUACAGUCGUAUGGAACAUUCCACAUUCCCUAUCUCUUCCACUGUUCAAAGAUCAAAAAAUGCAAUUCGCACAACGUCGCAGGAAAGCGAUAAGCUAGGCUUCACAGCAGCAAGACCAGAAGAGAUAUUAACUCAACAAAUACCAAAAUUACCCCAGAUUAGUGAAUCAAAUAGAAGAGUCGAACCUUAUUGGAAUUACAGAAGCAUAGAAAAUAUCCCGAGUGAGAGUGAUAUAAUGUUACAUAAGCGUUCUAAGUCUGUGUUUACUGAGCUAGUUCCUCAGCAAACCGAAGUUCCCUCCUUGGGAAGAAGAACGCUGGAAUCAGCAGGAAAGGAUUCCUCCAGAGGCAGGAGAACAUCGAGGUCAGCAGAAGAGAACUACGAACUGGGUAACUUCAGCUCAGACAGCGGCUGCGACGACGCGGCUAAUAGCAACAAGACAGAGGCGACAGGUCGUCGUCUGGACGGCAGCAGUUUACAAGGUGUGGCUGGGUCGCGGGUACACGUAGCGGAGACUGUGGUGACGGUGCUGGUGAAGGACAUCAAUGACAACCCUCCAGUCUUCCCUAACGCAACCAUGUUUGGUGAGGUCCAGGAGAACGGUCCUAUUGACUUGUCAGUGGCCGUGGUGGCUGCCUGGGACGCUGACGACAUCACUGAAGGAACCAACGCCAGGAUAACUUACUCCAUCGCCAAAAACGUGGUGUACGAGCCCACGGGAGAGGCCAUCUUCUCCGUGGACCCAGACACUGGUCUCAUCCGCACUGCCAUCUGUUGUCUAGACCGAGAGACCACACCAGAGUACGAGAUCCAGGUUGUGGCGGUGGAUGGUGGUGGCCUCAAGGGUACUGGUGUGGUGGUGAUCCGUCUGGUGGACGUGAAUGACAAUUCUCCCAGACUGGAACGUUCACUGUGGGAGGUGGAGACGGAGGAGACCUGGGGCUCUGAACCUCCACACAACUCCACCAUCCUCCACAUCUCUGUCAUCGACACCGACACGUCAAACUACUUCUUCUACAGGAAGCUGAAGUUGAGGCCAGUGGGUGGGGCUGGAUCUCUCCUGCAGGUGAUGUUGUGGUCACCUGACGGUGUUAACAUGGUAUCUCUGCAGGUGGUGGAGGCCAGUGGGUGGGGGCUGCGUCUCUCCUGCAGGUGGUGGAGGCCAGUGGGUGGGGCUGGAUCUCUCCUGCAGGUGAUGUUGUGGUCAACUGACGGUGCUAACAUGGUAUCUCUGCAGGUGGUGGAGGCCAGUGGAUGGGGCUGGAUCUCUCCUGCAGGUGAUGUUGUGGGUUUACCUGACGGUGCUAACAUGGGGUCUCUGCAGGUGGUGGAGGCCAGUGGGUGGGGAUGGAUCUCUCCUGCAGGUGAUGUUGUUUGGGCACCUGACGGUGCUAACAUGGUGUGUCUGCAGGUGGUGGAGGCCAGUGGAUGGGGCUGGAUCUCUCCUGCAGGUGGUGGAGGCCAGUGGAUGGGGGCUGGGUCUCUCCUGCAGGUGAUGUUGUGGUCACGUGAAGGUGCUAACAUGGUGUGUCUGCAGGUGGUGGAGGCCAGUGGAUGGGGCUGGGUCUCUCCUGCAGUGGUGGAGGCCAGUGGAUGGGCUGGGGUCUCUUUCCUGCAGGUGAUGUGUGGUCACCUGACGGUGCAACAUGGUGUCUCUGCAGUGGUGGAGGCCAUGGGUGGGCGGAUCUCUCCUGCAGAUGAAACUCACCGUCGAGGCUUCAAGUUCAUGGUGCAAGUGACUGACAAGGUGAGUCCAGGCUUCAAGUUCAUGGUGCAGGUGACUGACAAGGUGAGUCCAGGCUUCAAGUUCAUGGUGCAGGUGACUGACAAGGUGACUGACAAGGUGAGUCCAGGCUUCAAGUUCAUGGUGCAGGUGACUGACAAGGUGAGUCCAGGCUUCAAGUUCAUGGUGCAAGUGACUGACAAGGUGAGUCCAGGCUUCAAGUUCAUGGUGCAAGUGACUGACAAGGUGAGUCCAGGCUUCAAGUUCAUGGUGCAAGUGACUGACAAGGUGAGUCCAGGCUUCAAGUUCAUGGUGCAGGUGACUGACAAGGUGAGUCCAGGCUUCAAGUUCAUGGUGCAAGUGACUGACAAGGUGAGUCCAGGCUUCAAGUUCAUGGUGCAAGUGACUGACAAGGUGAGUCCAGGCUUUAAGUUCAUGGUGCAGGUGACUGACAAGGUGAGUCCAGGCUUCAAGUUCAUGGUGCAAGUGACUGACAAGGUGAGUCCAGGCUUCAAGUUCAUGGUGCAGGUGACUGACAAGGUGAGUCCAGGCUUUAAGUUCAUGGUGCAGGUGACUGACAAGGUGAGUCCAGGCUUCAAGUUCAUGGUGCAGGUGACUGACAAGCCUCACUAUUGGUGCUCCACCACUGGAGCCUCACUACUGGUGCUCCACCACUGGUCACUGUCUAUCCCCCAGGGACGCGGGGGGUGGAGGGACGCACGUCACAUGGACGCAGCCUGGGUCACCGUCCGUCUGAAGGACGUCAACGACAACCCGCCCCAGUUCCACCGUCCUCACGCCCACGUUACUGUGAGGGAGGACGCCCACCCUGGCACCCUCCUGGCUGCCCUCCCCGCCCACGACCCUGAUAUGGGUGGAGAAGGUGUUGUGGACUACCACCUGGAGGGAGCCUGGGGAGCUCUCAGCGUCGACUCUGAAGGAGCAGUAACCUUAAGACGUGGACUGGACCGCGAGGCUCCUGACGGGGCUAUAGGUGUGGCCAGGAUCGUGGGCGUGGACCGUGGGCGGCCGCCCCUCACUGCCACUGCCACCCUCACCAUCACUGUCACUGACGUCAACGACAGUCCACCAGUACUGCUGCCACCCACACUCUUCCAUGUGACGGAAGGUGCCGCCCCCACACUCCUGGGUGCCCUUACUGCCACGGACCACGACGUGUGGGCACUGGGCCAUGGCCCGCCCUUCAACCUCUCCCUGGCGCCCACCAACCCCGCCCACGUCCUCGCCCACAUAGCACUCAAGUUCGACCCUCACCUUGACAGUGGUCGUGGAGGGGCGGAGGUGUGGACAGUGGGCGCCGUGGACAGGGAAGAGCACCGUCAGCUGCUGGUGGGCGUCCUGGUGGCUGACGCGGGGGGAGUGGCUGCCACCCACACUGUUACUGUCAUUGUCGACGACAUCAACGACAACCCCAUGAAGCCUGGAACCAAGACUGUCUACCUCUGGAAGACUCAGGGCGGAGGGUCGGAGGCGCCGCUUGGUCGAGUGUUCGUGGACGACCCCGACGACUGGGACCUCCCCGACAAGAGCUUCCACUGGCGGGGCGCUCCACAUCCUCUUUUCUCCCUCAACACUCACACUGGCGACCUCUUCGCCUCCAGCCAGGUGAAGGCCGGCAGGUACGACCUGCAGUUCAGCGUGGACGACCUGUUGUGGGGUCAGAAGGACGUAGAAGCCAACGUGACUGUGGCUGUGAGGGUGUUGACCCCAGACACCCUCGCCCACGCUGCCCCCAUCAUCCUCACGCCCACCACCCCCGCCCACCUCACCCAAGGGUGGACACCGCAGCAGGGAGGGGGCGGGCUGGGACGGGUGAUGGAAGGCGUGUUGGGGGCGGUGGGUGAGGCCGCCCAUACGGUGCAGGUGGUCAGCAUGUACCCCUACGGAGGUCAAAUCCACCCAGACCACCCACAACCAUCCGGCUCCACCGCCGACCUCACCCAUUCACGCCCACGGGCCACGACGCCCACGGUCCACUCGGCGUGCGUGUGGGUGAGCGUGAAGAAGGAGCGAGGAGACUUCAUGGAUCCCGUCAAGUUGAAAGGCCUGAUGGCUUUACACUCACACCAGAUUGAGGCGCUGACCAAUCUGACGGUGGUGAGGGAGUCAUCGACAGUGGUGAGGGGGUAUUCGACUUCUGGGUCAAGGGGAGAGACGAGGGGUCUUCAGGAUGACCCAGCCCUCAAUUCCCUGCACCAAGACGGCCCCCUUGACCCUUCUUCUGCUGCCUAUCGUGCCUCCACUACUCUGCCGCUACAGGUGGUGGACAUCAAUUCGACGUCGCUGGUGACGCCGCGUCUUGCGUCUCUCCCCUCCUGCCUUCACCAGGAACCGGACGCCUGUACUCCCUCGUCCUGCCUGAACGGUGGUCGCUGCUCUGGCUUCCCCACCGACCACAGGUGUGUGUGUCCCGGAGGGUCGUGGGGGGCGCGGUGUAAGGUAUUGGCCAGGACUUUCAGGGGUGAUGGGUGGGCGUGGGUCCGCCCACUGCCGCCCUGCUUCCCCACCACCAUAUCCUUGAGGCUCCUCACACGCCGCCCACACGCCCUCCUCCUCUACUCUGGUCCAAUGGCCCCCAUCCUGCGACGCCCGGACGACCCGCCCACGCCCAUGCUGGCUCUGCAGGUGUGGCGUGGGCGACCUCAGCUGCUGUUGGAGGGAGGUGCAGAGGCGCUCAAGCUGGAGGUCAACAGCACAGUCAACGAUGGCGACUGGCACACCAUCCACCUCCACCUCCACUCUCACGGAGCGACAUUGAUGCUGGAUCUGUGUGGCAGCCAGAGAAACGACCACAACUUAGUGGACGACCCUCACUGUCUUGCUCGAGGGUCUUGGACGAACCCUGAUCAGGUGUGGAUGUAUUUUGGGUCAGAUCCCGUGCAAGUGGGUGGGCUGGCCCAUACGCCCCCUAGCCCCGCCCACCAUGGGUGGAGAGAGGCGCCCACACCACGCCCUCUAGACGGAUGCGUCUCACACCUCACGUUCAACAGUCAGCUGGUGGACCUGGGGCAGCUACCCGACAGCAGAAACACUGCCCCCGGCUGCUACCCGCAGGAUGAGGGGUGUGUGAGUGGCUGUGGACACCGUGGGCGGUGCGUGGGCGGCCUGGGACACCCGGAGUGUGAGUGUGACCCAGGGUGGGCGGGUCCAGGGUGCAACACUCCCACCAUCCCCGCCACUUUCGGGUCUUCGUCUUUCGUGAAGUUUGCGUUGUCUUUCACGCCGGCGCCGCAGGUGAUGUCAGUGCAGCUGCGCCUGAGGACGCGAGGUCUUCGUCAGGGCCUUCUGCUGCACAUGGCGUCUCCCAGACAGUCUGCGGCUUUCACAAUACACCUGCGAGGAGGUGUGGUGUGUGCCACAGUGUCAGGGGCAGGGUGGGCGGCACGUGCGGCCUGCGUGGAGGGGCGGCCGGUGGGUGACGGUGCCUGGCACACCGUCAGGGCGGAGCGUCACGGUGCCAAUAUGGUAGUGAGCGUUGACGACGGUGACGGAUGGCGACGUAACGAGUCACUAGUGUCACUGAGACAGUCUGACGCUGUCGGAGGUGGACAGGAACCUGCAGUGCAUCUGGAUGACGGGGUGACGGUGGGAGGCUUCCCCGACUCAAUGGGAGUCAGCUUGUUUAACGUCUUGGAUGACCUCACAGACAGUUGUUUGGACGACGUGCGAGUGUCAGGUCACCAGCUGCCGUUGCCACCUGGCCUGAAUGGCAGCAGGUGGAGUCAGGCGACCAGCUGGCAGGGUCUGGAGCCGGGCUGCUCGGCCCCUGACGCCUGCCUCAACACCACCUGUGACGCCCCACUCUCCUGCGUCUCCACCUGGGGCAGUGCCACCUGCAGGUGUGGGAGAGGACAGCAGGUGGUGGGGGGAGUGUGUGAGGACCUGGACGAGUGUGUGUGGCAGCCCUGUCUCCACGGAGGCUCCUGCUACAACCUGCAUCCAGGAUUCCAGUGUGUGUGUGGCCCUGGCCAUGCUGGGGAUCACUGCCAGUGGACCCACCCGGCCACCCCGGGCCACCCACUCACAGCUCCCGUGGCCAUCGCAGCGCUGACACUCUCUCUACUACUCCUGGUCGUAGUUGGCGUAGUGAUCUCCCUGCGGCUGCGUCAACAGUGGUCCUCCCGGGCACCACAAGAAGGCCAGAACGAAUCAAGAGGCCAGGCUGAGGCUGGGGAACAGGGCCGGGCAGGAGGCCAGGCUGAGGCUGGGGAACAGGGCCGGGAAGGAGGCCAGGGCGUCACUCUCUUGAAAGUAAAAGAUGCUGACGAGGAAAGAGGAAUGACGGAACUGCAGGAAAGCGAGGGCCACCAGUCACUCCUGCAGGGCAUGAAGCUGGGACCACCACACUCUCACUUCAACAACACAGGUACACAUGCUACUGGUAUCAUCAUCAUCAUCAUCAUCGCUACAACACAGCUCUUAUUACCGUAUUUCUCGGCAUAUAAGGCGAGCUUUUUCCCCACAAAAUCUUGGAAAAUAAACCAUGGUACGGGGUUACGUUACAACUGCUUGGAAACAUUGUCUUAUAUGAUCAUGCGCCUAAUAUACCGAAAUAUACGAACUGUAAUUGCUUAUCGUACAUUCUUUCCAGUUACUGAAGAUAACCCACAGACAGUCGAUGCUCCAGUCGGCCCCGCUGUUCCGGUAGGGACGGUCGUGUCCAUAAGUUCUGGCAUAUCUUUGUCCGUAGUCCUGCCAGCCAGCGUGGGAACCGUGACAGGCACAGGGGUGGUGAGCCCGGACCCACUCCCAGCCAAGGACGACCUCAGAGCCUACGCCUACGAGGGAGACGGGUCGUCUGCCGGGUCACUCUCCUCAGCAUUAUCAGGUCUCCGGGAGGAGCAGUGGGAGAAGGACAACAUUAACCUGUUAGUCCCGGAGCUUCUGGAAGUAGUGGAUCUGCUGAAGAACCUGCCAGAGGCCGCCAGUUCCUCGCUGAGUUCGAGGCUCCGCGAGGGCGGAGAGAGGGUCAUGAAGGAAUCUUCGGCAAGAAGGGCUGCAUUACCCCGCUGCACGACAAACAAGGUUCCCACAGUGGAAACCGAGAAGACGGCAGGUGCUCGACCAGCUGUAUGCUCUCCAGUUCUUAAACUGAAGCCGAGUGAAGGGGACGGGACGACAGAGUGUUAAAAAACAGUGAAUGUGCAAUUGCGAAUAACACGUUACACAACGAGCAUUUAUUGACACACCAUUUUGCUUUGUGUAGAGCUCUAUCAGGUCACGAUUCUGUGCAGAGCUUCAAGUCAUGAUCCCGUUUACAGCUUUUUCUAGUCACGAUUCUGUGUAGAGCUCUAUCAAGUCAUGAUCAAAUUUUUGCCCAACACAUAGCGAAACGUUGUCUCAACGAAAGCUUGUUCCACAGUGCUCCUUGAAUUUCAGCGAAUUGGCACCACAGCAGUGUAACAAUCCGUGGCAUGGUCUGACACCUGACCUCAUAGGUGACGAACUCCCAUCCCAGAACUACUGUCUGAUAUAUACUCAUCAUACACAUGCAACCCCUGCAAACAUGCCACACAUGUGCAACACUUAACCAGCUGAGUGAUGGAACACUGUGAAAUAAAAAAAAUAGAAGAUAAUUUCCUCUGUCAUCGUACCCACCCAAGAUAUCGAUGUUUUCCAACCUUUUAAUUGGACCCUCAAGAAUAGAAUACAUUAUCUGGUCAAUGUCAGUGUUAAUGUUACAAAAUAAAAUUAUGGACAAGAGUGUUUGUUCGUACUGAUGGUGUAUUGAAAAGAUUAAAUUGCCAAAUGUGUGAUAAUACAGAACAGUACAGAAUAAUUGCUUAUGGAAAUAGAGAGGCACGCGUAACAGAGCAUUUGCUUCGCUCGAAUGUAAGGUUUAUCAAGCCAAGACGUGAGAAAGCUGGCUUCUGGAUACGAAAUGUCUAAUAAAGUCUUGCCCUUUACAUUACCACAGAUAACUAACUAAACGGGGCUUGAAAAGGGGACGUUUUUUCAGUAAUUACCAAUGAAAAGUGACGAGAUGACCCCUUUCAGUUCGUGGUGUUACUUCCUCAGGGCUGUGAUUUUCCUGGACACUAACUCGCUUUCAUUCAUUUCUUAAAAACAAUUUUUUUCCUGGUGCAUGAAAUACAAUGUGAUUUCGGAUAUUUUGUAUUUUUAUAGAAUAUCUGAAUUAUACC
Cherax quadricarinatus is the source of this 13235-nucleotide messenger RNA. Lineage: Eukaryota; Metazoa; Arthropoda; Malacostraca; Decapoda; Parastacidae. The record is from RefSeq and is a predicted model, not a curated record.